UAGCGGUUCGGGACGAGUCUCACUAGCGAGAUGUUUUCCAGCAGCACAUAACAGACAUCGCUCGAUACCGAGCUGACAGAGAAAGGGAGGUAAUGGCUGUGUUCGGCGUUAUAACAUUUUAGGAGGCCUUUAUUUCCCCGGUUGAAUCAAUGGACCAUGUGUUUGUAUUUGUAUGACAUUAGAUAAAGGGAUAAAGGGAGUGCACCUUGCGCUUCUGGACACAAAGAUGAGAUGACGCCAGUGUUUUUGUUUGAAUGAAACGCUUCCAGUCCAGGAUGGAUGACUUCCCUCAUGUUUUUCCAGACCAGACCCCUGCACUUCACAUGGAAACGCCGUUACCGCGUAUUAUAGGCGCUUCUGCGCUCACGGGAAGCGGCUCCGGUGUAAGCAGCGCUUUGCGCAAUGAUUUAGGCUCCAACAUUCAUGUGUUAAAAACGCUAAAUCUCCGCUUCCGCUGUUUCCUCGCCAAAGUGCAUGAACUGGAGCGCAGGAACAAAGUGUUAGAGACUCAGCUACAACAGGCUCAGGAUGAGUCUCGCUGCAGAAGCUUUUUAAGCCGGGAGCAAGCUAUCCAAACGGAAUACGAGCUCCCUUUUGCAGGGCCGUUAGUCGAGGCCCGGGUCCCCGGUAGAAUGUGGAGUUACCUACAUAACAGGAGGUAUGGAAACCGGUCGGAGCUCCAUCACGGGCCUGGAGUUUCAUGGACGCAACCAGAUGGAGUCGGUGUGCAGAUCGACACCAUCACCCCAGAGCUCAGGGCCAUCUACAACGUGUUAGCCAAAGUGAAACGAGAGAGAGACGAAUACAGAAGGAGAUGGGAGGAGGAGUUGUCCAAGUGCCAGCAAAUGGAGGCCAUGGUGGAGUCUUUACAAGAAAGUGCGCAGGAGUCUGAGGGCCUACGGAGAGAACUGAGUGAGAAAGUGGAGCAGCUUAAAGCCGACCUAGUCGUCUAUAAGAGUCUCAUGACCGACGAUAUGUCAGAUUUGGACUCCAGAAUUCAGGAGAAAGCCAUGAAGGUGGACAUGGACAUUUGUAGACGCAUCGACAUCACAGCCAAACUGUGUGACGUAGCCCAGCAGAGGAACUCCGAAGACAUGAGCAAGAUGUUUCACGUCAGUCCUUCUCGAGCUCCUGCAGACCACAAAGGGGUGUCCGCAGCAUGUAAAAAGAAGGAGCGCAAGGCUGUGUCUGAUGAGGAGAGCUCUGAGGUGGAGGCAGGCAGCGAGCACCCUGGGAAGGAAGUUGCUGGAUCUCUGAACAUUACAGAUGAAAUGAAGCGCAUGCUCACUAAGCUGAGGGAGACGUUCGAGUUUGAUGAUGACUGUGACAGUCUGGCCUGGGAGGAGACUGAAGAGACGCUGCUUCUGUGGGAGGAUUUUACCAGAAGCCCUGUUAGAAAAACCUUCACCACGGCUGCAGCUACCGGUGUCCACUCCAGCUCUGCCGGUGCUGCUGAAUGCUGCGGAGAAACACACGAGCAGGAUGGAAGUCUACGCAGUCUGAUAAACGAGACCGAGUCGCUCUUUGAAACGAGAGAGCAGGAGUACCAAGCAACAAUCGGACAAAUCGAGUUGGAACUGGCAACAGCCAAGAGUGACAUGACCAGACAUCUGCACGAGUACAUGGAGAUGUGCAGUAUGAAGCGAGGACUGGAUGUGCAGAUGGAGACGUGUCGCAGACUCAUCCAGAGCUCAGCAGCUAGUGGCAGACACUCUCCAUUCUUUAACUCUGGAGCCAGCAGUGACUCAGGAAACCCAGAAGACCUGCAAGAUGAACCGGACAGGGAUGGAGAGAAGGACAGAGACAUCGUUGGAAAGAGCGAUGGAGAUACAGAUGUCCGUAGGGAGGUCAGCUGAUGAUCCUCCACAUCACACAUCUUCUCUCUUCUUCCACUUUAGAGGAUGGUGUAGCUCCUGACCCUGUCUUAUAUGGGCUGCUUCUCUGUGGCUCUCCGAGUCGGUGCUACGCGUGUUGUCCCAAAUUGGGAUUAAAUCAGUUUUAAAGAGUCUAUCCACUGAAAUUGUCUUUUUCAUCAGCACUGCCAUGGCAUGGCUCGGCUCAUUCUUCUCCAGUCCUUUUUCUCAUACGCUUGUAAAACUACAGUAUACACAUCGCCUUUCAACAUUCUAUCCUUUUUUUUACAGUCUGCUUCAGUAGUAAUCCUGAAAUCCAUGUACCACUUUUUAUUCAGCAUAUAACAACAGAAAUGGUUUGGUGUUCAUUUGUUGUUGUCAUAAAGGAGCCUAGAAUUAACAUUAACAUUAAUUCUCCAAUUUGCUUGGAGUCUUGUCACAUGAUCAACAGAAACACUGUGGUUUUUUACAUGUAAGAGGAAAUAUUGCUCUGAAAUGCAGUAAAUUGCAGAAAUUCACAUAAACACAACCUGUAAGCCAUGCAAUGUGAGCUUCUACACUAGGGUUAGAUAACAGUGCACAAUUGUGUACAGAGCACUAUGCAAUAAGCUGCUUUGGACACGCAAUUAACUGUUUGUUAUUUUUAGGAACAUUCUUGUCAUUUGUGAUAAAGUGACCUGCUCUUAGUUUAACUGUAAUGCAGAAGGUUCAGUGUUCCAAAAAAGCUGAUGCCAAACAGUAGGAAACCAAAACCCUUGUGCCUGCAACUCUGUUUUUUACAGUAACUGUUGCCUUAUUUGUUUAUUUUAGUUUUCCUUAAGUUGUGCUUUUGACAAAUAUUUCAAAACUGAUCAAAGUUACAAACAUUAAUAGCAGUAGAAAAUAUUUGGAAAGCAAAACAACUCAUGUCCAUUGUCAGUGAAGUAAAAAUGUGAUUAUUAGUAUUAUUAUUACUAUUAUUAUCGUUGUUAAUUUUUCGAGUAUUUCUGUAUCUUUAUAAUGACUUUGUUU
This is a messenger RNA of Tachysurus vachellii, 2864 nucleotides long. RefSeq names its product intermediate filament family orphan 2a (gene iffo2a). Lineage: Eukaryota; Metazoa; Chordata; Actinopteri; Siluriformes; Bagridae. The transcript has 9 exons. Bases 255 to 1856 code for a protein of 533 amino acids. The record is from RefSeq and is a predicted model, not a curated record.